GUGGAGGAUACAUUCAUUCCAGCAGAGACAGAGUGUGUGUGUGUGUGUGAAGUGUGAGUACAGAGUGUGAAAAUGCUGCAGCAGGUGAUGCGAGUGUCAUGGAGGGGCGUGUCCCCAUUGAUUAAGUGGCCAGAGCCUGUGGCAGAGGUGAGGACUCUGGAUCAGAUGCCCGGACCAUCAGCUGUCAGAUUUGUCUGGGAUCUUCUGGCAAACCGAGGACUGUCCAGACUGCACGAACUGCAGCUGGAUGGUCGGCGGCGGUUCGGGUCAAUGUGGAAGGCGAGUUUCGGUCCAGUUCUGACAGUACACGUCGCAGAACCGGAGCUCAUAGAGCAAGUGCUCAGACAGGAAGGACACACACCCAUGAGGUCAGACAUUUCCUCCUGGAAGGACUACAGGAAGCACAGAGGACACGGAUAUGGCCUACUGACCUCUGAGGGGGAGGAGUGGCAGAAAGUUCGCAGUCUUCUCUCCAAACACAUGCUGCGUCCCAAAUCAGUGGAGGCGUACGACAGCACCCUGAACACUGUAGUGACCGAUCUGAUCACCAAACUCCAACUACACACACAACAAGAUCGUCACGGAGUCGUCAGUGACAUCGCAGCAGAGUUCUACCGCUUUGGCCUGGAAGGUAUCUCCUCGGUACUAUUCGAGUCCAGGAUUGGUUGUUUAGAUGCGGUUGUUCCCGUGGAAACAGAGCGUUUUAUCCAGUCCAUUAACACGAUGUUCGUGAUGACGCUGCUCACCAUGGCGAUGCCGGCGUGGCUCCAUCGUCUUUUCCCCAAACCGUGGCGAACCUUCUGUCAGUGCUGGGAUUACAUGUUCCAGUUCGCCAAGGGUCAUAUCGAUCAGCGCCUUAAAGAGGAAGAGGAGAAGCUGGUGCGUGGAGAGGAAGUGGAGGGGCGAUAUCUGACGUACUUCCUGUCUCGAGCUGGAAUGCCGAUGAAGUCGGUGUACAGUAACGUGACAGAGUUGCUGCUUGCAGGAGUCGAUACGAUCUCCAGCACACUGUCCUGGUCACUCUAUGAACUUUCCCGCCAUCCUGAGAUCCAGAGAUCACUGAGGUCAGAGAUCAUGGAGGUUCUGGGAGACAGAAGAAUCCCGACUGCAGCAGAUGUAGCGUCCAUGCCUCUGCUGAAGGCCGUCAUUAAAGAAAUCACCAGGCUGUAUCCCGUUAUUCCUGCGAACGCUCGAGUCAUCACAGAUCGGAAUAUUACAGUCGGAGGCUACAUCAUUCCCAAGAAGACGCUCAUCACUCUGUGUCAUUACGCCACAUCACGUGAUCCGGCUCAGUUUUCCAACCCAAACUCGUUUUUCCCGCAGCGGUGGCUGAGUCGUGAUGAAGGGAAUCACCCGUAUUCCUCUCUUCCCUUCGGAGUUGGCAAGCGCAGCUGCAUCGGCCGCAGAAUCGCAGAACUCGAGCUGUACCUGGCCCUCAGUCGGAUUUUACUGCAUUUUGACGUAAAGCCGGAUCCGAGCGGUCGCGUGGUCCGACCCAUGACCCGAACUCUCCUGGUUCCAGACAGAGAAAUUAAUCUGCAGUUCAUCAAGCGCUGAGCCUCUGACCACAAUGUGUGUGUGUGUGUGUGUGUGUUCACAUGGUGCUCAUCAUCUUGUCUUCUGGAUAUGAAACAGAACAGAAGCUGAAGUUUCCACUCAGGGACAGAUGAAUAACUCCUUUGUCUGACUUUAAUGUGAUGGUCAAUCAGUAUAAAUAUGUGCUUGUGGAGGGUUUUCCAGUGGAUACACCCUCUAAUGGACAUGCCAUCCUACCCCGCCACACCCCCACAUCCCCACGGACAUGCCCCUCAGUUGCCCUCUGAGUUCCUAGGAGUUCCGUGGAGCAUGAUAGAUAACUAGAGAGUUAGAGAUGAUUUGUGUCUAAAUGAAAUGUGAUUGAAGUCAGACAGUGAAAUCAGACCGUGGCCAUCAUGUAGCAUGUAGGUACUGGUGCUUAAAAUCAACACUUUCGCAUCAGUCACAUCUGUUACUCUUACUGUAGUGUUUAUUUAGUGUUACUGUUAAUAUAGUGUUACUGUUACGUGUCUGUUUAUGUUAUUGUAGUGUUACUGUUACUUGUUUGUUAGCAUUACUCUGUUGUUACUGUAGUAUAAUUGUUACUGUUACCCUUACACUAGGCUUUUUACACUUUUUAAUGCUUUUUAAUAAAUUGUUCAUUUAAAAGAGAA
This is a messenger RNA of Hemibagrus wyckioides, 2189 nucleotides long. RefSeq names its product 25-hydroxyvitamin D-1 alpha hydroxylase, mitochondrial (gene cyp27b1). The transcript has 9 exons. NCBI's taxonomy places the organism in Eukaryota, Metazoa, Chordata, Actinopteri, Siluriformes, Bagridae. The record is from RefSeq and is a predicted model, not a curated record. Gene Ontology annotation, cellular component: mitochondrial inner membrane. Gene Ontology annotation, molecular function: oxidoreductase activity, acting on paired donors, with incorporation or reduction of molecular oxygen; heme binding; iron ion binding. The coding region runs from base 73 to 1557 and encodes 494 amino acids. Gene Ontology annotation, biological process: cholesterol metabolic process; cortisol metabolic process; C21-steroid hormone biosynthetic process.